Molecule: messenger RNA, 1089 nt
Organism: Ectocarpus siliculosus
Lineage: Eukaryota; Phaeophyceae; Ectocarpales; Ectocarpaceae
Source: the annotation of a GenBank genome assembly
AUGGAGGAACAGCGGCAUGGAGGGUUGAAUUCCAUCGUGGGGGCUUGGGUCCUGGACCUCUCCAGGUCCGACACCAUGGAGCGCUUCCUCCAAGUCACCAGGGUGUCGGAGCAAGGCACUCGGGCUCAUGUAAGGGCCGAGGCACGGCACGGAGCAUUUAACGUGAUCCACCUGGAGGGAGACACGAUCACCAUCCACAGGCGAACCUGUGCAAACAACUUCACCGAGAGCUUCAAGCUCGACGAGGAGAAGGUGAAGUACGAUGGCAUCGUGCGGACCAGGAUAUCCGAGUUGGUUUCCAUGCCAUCUUCAGGUCCCACGGGAUAUGUACGUUCCGCCAACAGUACCGCCAUCUCCGGCGGAAGAGACGACGUACACAUGCUCGAGUCGCGGCACAUCAUGGAGGGGAGUCUCUCUCAUACCCAGGAGAUACGCCUCCACAAUCUCACCACCGGAGAGCAUUGUGUCACCAACAGAGUCUGGACGCGGGUACCGAUGACCGACGAGCACCAGGCGACGAUUGGCCUGCUUUUGUUGGCCGAAGAACCAAGCAGCAGUAGCGCGAGGAUCUUACGGGAAAACACGUAGGGUUUGCACUGAUGAUGCAUGAUGUAUUGGUAUGUAGGGAGAGACAACGAAUAAAAUAGUUGAAUCUCGACGGAUUGGUGUAGUAUGCGCGCGUGUGCAAUAUCUUCGGAGUGUUUGCACUACGAAAGGAACUCAACGAUAUGAAAUGAUACCAAUAGUCCAUGUAAAUAGUGGGUACAUGUUUUUUUGUAUAUUUCGGGUUGAAUCGGUGAGUUUGUCGCUGUUAUGUUAUGUAGAUUGAUAGAUAACCACUGCAUUAUACCAUAUGUGUUCCAUAUGUGUUCCAUGCGUUUCUUCUCCAGGUAGGUGUGGACUAAAACAUGCAUAGCGAAACGACGUGUUUGCCUCAAGCUGUGCGUCUUCCACUGGUGGUACGUUGAAGUUUAUUUUGAGUCUUGAAUUCGUUUGGCUCCCAAAAUACUGGAAGUUAGCGUUGGGUGUCAAUAUUCAAAAUGGUUGCACUUUCAUUUGUUGUUUGUCCAGAGGGGUGGUGGUGGAUCG